AUGCAAUUCAAGAAAAACGCUAUUACUGCCUCAUUAGUCGCUACUUCCAUGGCUGCCUAUGUUCCAAGUGGAGACAAUUGGACUACCUUGACUCCAACUGCUACUUACAGUGGUGGUAUCUCUAAUUAUGCUUCUACCUUUGGUAUCGCUGUUAUUCCAAUUACCACUGGUUCUUUGGCUGCCACUUCUACCUCUGCCUCUGUUGCUACUUCUUCUACUAAGGCUAAGAGAGAUGUUCAAGCUAUUUCCCAAAUCGCUAAAUCUACUGCCGCCGCUGCUUCUCAAAUAACUGACGGUCAAGUCCAAGCUACUACCAAUACUAAUACUGCUACAACUGAAACAACUGGUCCAUCUAGUGCUUCAUCCUUGACUACCUCUUUCACCUCAUCUAUUACCCCUACCGGUUCUACUACUACUUUAGCUCCAGCCACCACUACUGCUUCCAACUCUACUGACCCAGUUGAAGCCCAAGCUUGCAAAACCAACGGUACUUUGUCCAUGACCUUGAACGAUGGUAUUUUAAAGGAUUCUAAAGACAGAAUCGGUUCUAUUGUUGCUAACAGACAAUUCCAAUUCGACGGUCCACCACAAGCCGGUGCUAUUUAUGCUAAGGGUUGGUCUAUUACUCAAGAAGGUAAUUUGGCUAUUGGUACUGAAGAUGUUUUCUACCAAUGUUUGUCUGGUGACUUUUACAACUUGUACGAUGAACGUAUUGGUGGCCAAUGUAAGGCUGUCCAUUUGGAAGUUAUUGACUUGGUUUCUUGUUAG
Saccharomycodes ludwigii is the source of this 768-nucleotide messenger RNA. RefSeq lists its product as uncharacterized. Gene Ontology annotation, molecular function: structural constituent of cell wall. Gene Ontology annotation, cellular component: fungal-type cell wall. Gene Ontology annotation, biological process: fungal-type cell wall organization. The record is from RefSeq and is a predicted model, not a curated record. The transcript is spliced from 2 exons. Bases 1 to 768 code for a protein of 255 amino acids. NCBI's taxonomy places the organism in Eukaryota, Fungi, Ascomycota, Saccharomycetes, Saccharomycodales, Saccharomycodaceae.